Molecule: messenger RNA, 6509 nt
Organism: Talpa occidentalis (Iberian mole)
Lineage: Eukaryota; Metazoa; Chordata; Mammalia; Eulipotyphla; Talpidae
Gene: GSPT1
Product: G1 to S phase transition 1
Exons: 15
Coding region: 1-1908 (635 amino acids)
Biological process (GO): translation
Cellular component (GO): translation release factor complex
Molecular function (GO): GTPase activity; translation release factor activity; GTP binding
Source: RefSeq, a predicted model, not a curated record
AUGGAUCCCGGCAGCGGCGGCGGCGGCGGGAGCAGCGGCGGCAGCAGCAGCAGCGACUCGGCGCCCGACUGCUGGGACCAGGCGGACAUGGACGCCCCCGGGCCGGGCCCGUGCGGCGGCGCCGGCGGCUCCCUGGCGGCGGCGGCGGCCGAGGCCCCGCGGGAGCCCCUCAGCGCGGCCUUCAGCCGGCAGCUCAACGUCAACGCCAAGCCCUUCGUGCCCAACGUCCACGCCGCCGAGUUCGUGCCGUCCUUCCUGCGCGGCCCGGCCCCGCCGCCGCCCCCCGCCGCGGGCGCCGCCGCCGCCCUCCCCGGAGCCGGCGGCGGCGCGGGGGGCCCCCAGGCACCUGGGGAAGCGUCUCAAGAGGAACAGUCAUUGUUGUGUGAAGGUUCCCAUUCGGCUGUUAGCAUGGAACUUUCAGAGCCUGUUGUAGAAAAUGGAGAGACAGAAAUGUCUCCAGAAGAAUCAUGGGAGCACAAAGAAGAAAUCAGUGAAGCAGAGCCUGGGGGCGGCUCCUUGGGAGACGGAAGGCCUCCAGAAGAAGGUGCCCAGGAAAUGAUGGAGGAGGAGGAAGAAAUACCAAAACCUAAAUCUGUGGUUGCACCACCAGGUGCUCCUAAAAAAGAGCAUGUAAAUGUAGUGUUCAUCGGGCAUGUAGAUGCUGGCAAGUCUACCAUCGGAGGACAAAUAAUGUAUUUGACUGGAAUGGUUGACAAAAGGACACUUGAGAAAUAUGAGAGAGAAGCUAAAGAAAAAAACAGAGAAACUUGGUACCUGUCUUGGGCAUUAGACACAAAUCAGGAAGAACGAGACAAAGGUAAAACAGUAGAAGUGGGUCGUGCCUAUUUUGAAACGGAAAAGAAGCAUUUCACAAUUCUAGAUGCACCUGGCCACAAGAGUUUUGUCCCAAAUAUGAUCGGUGGUGCUUCUCAAGCUGAUUUGGCUGUACUGGUGAUCUCUGCCAGGAAGGGAGAAUUUGAGACUGGGUUUGAGAAAGGAGGACAGACAAGAGAACAUGCAAUGCUGGCCAAGACGGCGGGUGUGAAACACUUGAUUGUCUUGAUCAAUAAGAUGGAUGAUCCAACUGUGAAUUGGAGCAAUGAAAGAUAUGAAGAAUGUAAAGAGAAACUAGUGCCAUUUUUGAAAAAAGUUGGCUUCAAUCCCAAAAAGGACAUUCACUUUAUGCCCUGCUCAGGACUGACUGGAGCAAACCUUAAAGAGCAGUCAGAUUUCUGUCCUUGGUACAGUGGAUUACCAUUUAUUCCAUAUCUGGAUAAUUUGCCAAACUUCAAUAGAUCAGUUGAUGGACCAAUCAGGCUGCCAAUUGUGGAUAAGUACAAGGAUAUGGGCACUGUGGUCCUGGGAAAGCUGGAAUCGGGAUCUAUUUGUAAAGGCCAGCAGCUUGUGAUGAUGCCAAACAAGCACAAUGUGGAAGUCCUUGGAAUCCUUUCUGAUGAUGUAGAAACUGAUUCUGUAGCCCCAGGUGAAAAUCUCAAAAUCAGACUGAAAGGAAUUGAAGAGGAGGAGAUUCUUCCAGGAUUCAUACUUUGUGAUCCUAAUAAUCUUUGUCAUUCUGGACGCACAUUUGAUGCACAGAUAGUGAUUAUAGAGCACAAAUCCAUCAUCUGCCCGGGUUAUAAUGCGGUGCUUCAUAUUCAUACCUGUAUUGAGGAAGUCGAAAUAACAGCCUUAAUCUGCUUGGUAGACAAAAAAUCAGGAGAAAAAAGUAAGACUCGCCCCCGUUUUGUGAAACAAGAUCAAGUAUGCAUUGCACGUUUAAGGACAGCAGGAACCAUCUGCCUUGAGACCUUUAAAGACUUCCCUCAGAUGGGUCGAUUCACCUUAAGGGAUGAGGGUAAGACCAUUGCAAUUGGAAAAGUUCUGAAACUGGUUCCAGAGAAAGACUAAGAUUUUCUUGAUGACCCUGCACAAUACUGUGAGGAAAAUUGACUGCAAAAGCCUACUUCACACCGCCUUCUCUUAUUUUCUGCCCAUUGACAAAACCUCUCCCCAUAUUUUGCAAAGAAAAAUUCACUGCAAAAAGUCCACAUUAUGUCAGCUUUCUCAUAUUGAGAGCUCUGCUAUGCCACUGUUGAAUUUUUCCCAAGAUUUUUUUUUCUGCCCUCCACCCUCACACCCCGCUUCCUUGGACAGAUUUGGCAAUAGCUUUAUAAGUGAUGUGGACAUAAUUGCCUACAAUAAUGAAAACCUACAGAAAUUUUAUUUUUCAUUUCCCCCUUAGGCAUACUUAGACUCCUCCACUCCCCCAGGCAGAUCAUUCUGAGUGUGCGAGUGUGUUGUGUGUGCACAUGUUUCAAAGACAACUACCAUGUUAAUAAAAUAUUCAAUUUGAAACCCUUUUCGGUAUUUGAAUUGCUUUUGAAUAAUGUUUUUUAUCUGGAUGUAACAUUGUUGCAUUAGCUUUUUAACUUUACCAAGUAAUUGAAUACAUUUUAUUACUUGGAUUUUUCUAAACUCUUUCCCUAUCCACUACUUUAAAUGAGGCAUUUACAAACAAUGUUAGUUUGUAUUGAAGGAAAGUAGUUUUGAUCCAUUCUUUUGAUGGUUAAUGCAUACAUACAAUUAAAUACCUUGAUGCAGCUGUGACACUGCUUUAUUAGGUCUAUCAGUUAUUUUAUGCCAAUUUAUAUUUUAACACGAUUCUUAAAAUACAGUUAUUUUGAAAUAAAAGAACAGCAAAAUGUCUUAUAAGAUAAUAAAAUUGUACCCCUACAAAAAAUUCCAUUAACUUGUUAAAUUAGUGAAAUUUACAACAAAGAAAGCAUGUUGAGACCUGGCAAAAAUGCCUCCUUUAGUAUUUAUAAGAGCUGCAUGUAUCUAGUAUGAAAAGCGUAUCAAUUGCAAGUGCCAGUUCUACAAAUUACUCACAGUUUACUAUUUGUAUCCGUAAUUUUAAAGGUUGGAUGACCAUUGCUGGUUAAGCUAAAGCUCACCCAGCAACUAAAUGAACACAUAUUUAGAAACAUCAGAAUCUGCACAGACUAAAGUUUAACAGUGAUAAGUAGAAUCAAGCACAGUAUAUGUUUUAAUUAUUUGAAAUUGACUGUUUUCUUAAGUGUAAAGUUGAAAUUUGCUAAACUAUGAUUUGGAUGAACCACAAAGCAUUGUGGUGGUUUUUAGAUUGACAGCUGACUUUCUGCUACAAUAUCAUGACUGAAAUUUUAAUGAGAUGAGAAUAAAUGGGAGCUGAAAGACAAUUUCUGGGUUUAUAACAGAAUGCUCCCUUGUUGAGUAUUGCCAUUUAUAUCCAAGACUGGGUGGGGUUCUUUUAGAUUGUGGUUCAUCUCUAAGUAAGAAAUUUUGUAAAUGUAUAAUGAUACUUCCUUUCUCUAUAAUCUUCCUCAGAAAAGAAAAGCCUAGUCAGACUGUUUCCAGUCACAAAACAAAAAACAUAGUCCUAUUUUCUUACUAUAGAAUCCCCAUUUGUUUCAAAAAUGUGGCCACAUCUUAGGGACAGAGCAAAGUUACUGUCCUGUACCUUCCUAUGACUAUACUCAUGACUAUUAAAUUGCAUGCAACUUAAAUAAAUUUUAUUAUGUCUGUAAAUCUCGGCUUUUAUUUUUCUGGGAAAUAGAGGAGCUCUAAUCAGUACUUAAUAACUUUUUGUGCUUCUAAGUUAAUAACAAAAAUACUAGCAAUUGCUUGGACUUUAAUGAAUCUUUAAAAGCUCGAGUCUUGAAAUUAUUUCCAAAGAUUUCCAUAUUCAGAUUGAACAUAUUUUAAAAAUCAGCUAUGUUUGCUAUUAAAACAUUACACUUUGAGAAUAUUAUGUGCACGUUGCCAAGACUUAAGUAAAAUGACAUGGGUAUCAAUUGUGAAGGGCAUACUUGAUUGGGGGGAAAAGGUAACACACAAAUGUAAUUGUAAAAUUAAAGUUCCUUGGCUUCUUGCACAUCUGUGGAAAUAGAUUAUUUAAAAAGAAGUCUCAUUGUUAAAUUAAUCAACACUAUGUUCUGGGCUUUUAGGUUCUUUGGUAUGUAUUCUCUCUCAAAGUGGAUGCAUUUUAAAGUCAAGAGUUAGAUGUACUGGCCAGUGAUGUGAACGAGGAAAUAAUAUACCUGACCUGAAUUGGCAGUGUGUAGAGACGUUAGCCCUUUAAAAAGCAGUGAAUUGCUCUGCUGUCGUUUUUGUUGUCUUCAAGGGCAAGUGUAUUUAUAUGGUGGACAAUGCAAAAAUAUGGUAAUUGGCUUCAUAUUUAGGAUAUUAUAUAUCAAAAACAUUUUCCCCCAGUACUUUUAGUUUAGCACAGAUAUUAGGAUCAGAAUUUUCUUUGCAUCUUUCACAUUAAUAUUCUUUAUAAUUUUCAUGCUGUUAGUUUUUUUAAUUAACUGAAUUUAAAGGUAGUGGCAUAUUUGCCAAUUUAAACCUUUAUGUUUUAGCGUGCAUGAGGAGCUAUUUCCUGGUUUUAAAUUGCAAAACAAACUUAUCCAGUGAAAAUCUAUGUAAAAUCAAACCAAAAGAGUUGGGUGUAAGCUGUACUGCCAUGGCAUGAAGUGACAUGUAGUGAAGAGUUCUUGAUGAAGUAAGCCUAUGUAUAUGUCUCUGUUUUGAAUUGAAAGUCUCAAAAUAUGUAGUAAUUUAAUGGAAAAGCUUUAUAUAUAUGUUCACUGUAACGAAAUUCAUAAUUGUCUGUUCACAUAAACUAUAAGAACUGCUUUUACAAUGUGGGAUGGACUUUGAAUGUAAUGUAACUGAACAAUUACUGGCAUCCUCUCAGCUGAAGUUGCAGAUAUUUUGGGUCUUUGAACAAGGUGCAGUUUUGCAACCCAAGAAAAAGGUGAACUGAUGGGCAAAACUGCUCCCAUGAUGAACUUGAAAAAAAUCAACCAGACUCCCUGGCAAUCUUCAGGAAUACUAGUUAUGUCUAAUUCCUCCAUGUCCUUUGAUGACUAUUCCACAUGACAGCAUUCUAGAGCCUUCCCUCAUUGGCAUGGACUUCCUCAUGGACUGCUGCUUCAUGGAUGAUAGCUUCAUUGCUUUGGGUAGAGAACUAAGGUAGUCAAGGAACAGAUCGAGUUUUUAUAAUAGCUCUUAACAUCUGGCUACCUUCAACCUUGAAGCCCUUUGUGAAAAUCACAGCUCUUUAGCUUUGACUGUAGAAUGAUUAAAUGUCAUAUUCAGUGUUGGCCUACCUUAUCAGAAUAAAGUGUGCCAUUAAUCCUCUCACAGACAUAUGUAAGGUAGAUAGCAAUCAACAGAAUUUAGGGACAAUUUUCUGUCUCUAAAUAUUAUGGCUUUUAUGUCUUCCAGCUAAUUUUUUCAAUGACUCUAGCAGAUGCCAUCUAAUACAUUCAUGAUCUUGUUUCUUAAGAGAUCUUGCCAUGGCAACAACUUACUAAAUGUAAUUACUUAUGUACAACUUGAAAAGAUAUUAAGUUUAAAUUCAGCAGUUAGCUGGUUAUAUUAGAUUUCAUAAUAAGUGGAAUAGAAGUAUUUAUUUUCCUGUAGUAGCUCAGUGGACUCCAUUUGAACCAAUUUACUUCCAGAAUUAAGACUGGGUGGAUUUGGUUCAGCUUGUGAUGGUUUUGGCUCUAGAAUAGUCUUGAUUUUCAAUACCCUAGCACAUACUGCGUCUUCCCUUCAAUAAAUACACUUCACAUACCUCUAAUCCUAAGCUUCCUUGAAACAGUCAUAUGCUAGCCAAAUUGUUUACUAAAGAAUGUUGUAAGGGCCUGGAGAUGUGGGAAUGGAGAUUAAAGCCUUUAUGUUCUCCAAUAUAAGGGAAAAGCAGAUAGGCACCAUGUCUGAUCAGGCAGAAAAUCAGAAUUUCUUAGGCAACCUUAGGAUAAUAAUUGUCUCUUCUGCCUUGUCAUACAUGCCAAUUGUGCCCUUCAGAACUUAAUGUGGAAACCUCAGGUUUGUGGACAGCAAAGAUAGAAUGACAUUUGUGCUUCCUGAGGUUCUCCUCUGCCAGGCACAUUAGUGUAGUGCUUCAGAUGUCAGCCCAAGUCCCUGCUACCUCCUUUCCUGCUGCCCGGGAAGAGUUUGUGCUGGAGCCAGAGCUCCUGUGCUCAGGUGAUCAUCCACAUGCAUUAGGUGAAACAGGUCUAAGCCUGGAAGGUCUGCAUUUCAAGGACUCACAUUGAGCUCUCAGAAAUUGAUACCAGUUAGUUUCUUCUGUUGGUUCUAAAGGAAAUGUGGAUCUCUCAAGCCAGGAUCUAGUGACUAGUUUUUGCUAAACAGCAGGUUAAUACCUAGCUCUCAUUUUUAAAAAAAAAACAAAGGGAAUUGACUAGGUUUGAUUUGUUUUUUUUAAAACUUAAUUCCAAAGCAUGGCAGAAUGCUCUCAAUAGGAAUUAUGGGAACCCAAGGUAAAGAAGCCUUUUUCUUAUGAUUUGUAGCUACCUACUGUGCCUGACUUGGUGCCUGUGUGAGGAUUAAGCCCUUAGUCUGCUCUUGCAAUUAUUCAAAUGACUGAAGUUAAAAAAUUUGCUUUUGUAAUAACAAUAAAAAUUGUCAUCUUCCCUUUUGAAGGAUUGGUCUGUUUA